Ogataea haglerorum is the source of this 1428-nucleotide messenger RNA. RefSeq lists its product as uncharacterized. The transcript has a single exon. Gene Ontology annotation, biological process: transmembrane transport. NCBI's taxonomy places the organism in Eukaryota, Fungi, Ascomycota, Pichiomycetes, Pichiales, Pichiaceae. Gene Ontology annotation, molecular function: transmembrane transporter activity. Gene Ontology annotation, cellular component: membrane. The coding region runs from base 1 to 1428 and encodes 475 amino acids. The record is from RefSeq and is a predicted model, not a curated record.
AUGUCAUUUGAAGAUAAGGAAUCCCCUAUCGAAGUUGAUGUUCAAUCUUUGGACGAGCCCAUUGAUAUCAAGGCUGAAAAAAAACUGAUACAUAAGUUUGACUACAGAUUAGUGCCUUUCUUUUGUGUUUCGUACUUUUUUUCGUCUUUGGAUCGCUCUAACAUUGGUAAUGCAAAAGUCGCUGGAAUGGCAACCGAUUUGAAUAUGACUGAUGCCCAGUUUUCUAACAUUGCAAGUGUCUUAUACGCGACAUAUAUCCCGUUCAUGGUACCUGGCGUUUGGUUCAUGAGACGAUUUGCAAGACCAAAAUACUAUCUUGGAACUAUGAUCAUUGCUUGGUCUCUUGUGACUAUUUUCACCAUUUUUGUGAAAAGUUACGGUGCGAUGAUUGUUGUGAGACUUUUAAUAGGGCUAUGUGAAGGUUCUUACUUGAGUUGCAUGUCAGUCAUAGCCACUGAUUAUUACUUUCCCCAUGAGCUUGCUAGAAGAAGUGCGUACUAUUUUGUUGCAUCUUCUUUUUCCGGAUCCUUUGGUGGUUUAAUUGCAACUGGAAUUACAGCUAUUAAAAGUGGCAAGCUUGAAUCAUGGAAGUAUUUGUACUUGAUUGAAGGACUUCUAUCAUUGGCAGCUGGUAUAUGGGUUUUUAUACUUUUCCCUGAUAGUCCUCACGUUCUAACAGUUACUGAGACCGAAAAGAAAAUUCAAGCAGACAGAGAUCGCAGAAAAGCUGUCUACAUGGGUGAUACAAAAUUCAGCAAACCUGAAUUGUGGUCGGCGUUAGAUUGGAGACUUGCUGUUUCAAUUGUUAUUCAGUUCUGCCAGGAUAUUUGUCUUUAUGGAUUUUCGACCUUCUUGCCAGUUAUUCUGAAGUCAGGAUUGGGAUUCAACAAGAUGGAGGCACAGUAUUUGACUGUUCCCAUUUACUUUUUAGCAGGAGGACUUUACCUUGUUCAGGCUGAAAUUUCUGACAGGCUCAGAAAACGUGGACCAGUUUUAAUGUUUGGUACUUCGAUUGCCAUAAUUGGUUAUAUUAUUUUGUUGGCUGUUAAAAGUUCUGCAGUGAAGUACUUUGCCUGUUAUCUCAUAUGCUUUACUCUCUAUCUUGGCACAGGUUUGAACGAGAUUUGGCUGGCUUCGAAUACAGCUCCGGCUUUUAAGAGAGGGACUUCGAUUUCCCUCAAUCUGUCUCUUGGCAACGUUGCUGGUGCAGUUAGUCCGCAGGUUUACCGAGACGCCCCUGACUACACUUUGGGUCACGCCUUUACACUAGGUUGUCUAGUUGUUUGUCUUUUCGCAGUUGCUCUUCAAUCAUGGGGCUACAAGCAAAAAAACAAACUACACCAGGAAAUUUUGGAAUCUGGAGUUGACAAUAGGACAAAAUCCCGUAAACAUGGUGAUGAUGAUCCAUCAUUCAAAUUCUUGACCUAA